CUCCAGCCAUAGGAAUUACGAUACCUUAGGGCAGAUAUCAAGGGACAUGAUGGAAAGGGGCCAUGACCGGGACACACAGCAGUGCAGGGUUAACGUAAAGGAGCUGUGGAAUGCCUACCGCAAAGCACAUGAGGCAAACAGCAGCUGCGGUGCUGCCCCCGCAACCUGCCGUUUCUACAAAGAGCUGGACACAGUACUUGGGGGCGAUCCCACCUCCACUCCGAAGACAACCAUGGAAACUUCAGAGCCCUGUUCAACAAGGCAGGAGGAGGAGGAAAGCGGGAGCGAGGGUGCUGAGGAGGAGGGGGACUGCUCGGCAUCCCUAAAUGCAUGCAACCAGGAGCUGUUUUCAAGCCAGGAGGAAGGUAGCCAGUCGCAGCAGACGGUGCCUGGGGAAGAACAAACACCAGAGGAGAGGUGCCUGAUGCAACCUUAAGAUCCCGGCCGAAAGACUCCAAAGAAUCAGGAAGCGUCCAUGAAGAAGCAAAGAGGACAUGCUACAUGAAGUCAUGCAGCAGACCCUUAAUGAAAAUCAAAAAGUGCAGGAGUGGCGGGAGAGUGAAAGGAGGGUCCACCAACAGAAUGUGGAUCGCUGGCACCAAAGCAUGGAGCGGCUGCUAAGCAUCAUGGAGUGCCAAGCGGACUCGAUACAGGCACUUGUAGCAAUGCAGGCAGAGCACUGCUGCGCCCUCCCCCACUGCAGCUCUUGUCCCAAAACUCUUUCCCUUGUGCCCCCAUGUCACCGCCAACCCACUUUCCCCAACAUCCAGGUUCUUAUCGCCACCAGCUGUCUCCAACACCUGUAGCUUCA
Molecule: messenger RNA, 811 nt
Organism: Dermochelys coriacea (leatherback sea turtle)
Lineage: Eukaryota; Metazoa; Chordata; Testudines; Dermochelyidae
Product: zinc finger and SCAN domain-containing protein 29-like
Exons: 2
Coding region: 47-436 (129 amino acids)
Source: RefSeq, a predicted model, not a curated record